GGGUAGCGGAGCGAGCGGGUCGGUGGCUCAGUCGCGUUGCGGGCUCAGCAUCACAUGGGAACCGCUGGUCCCGAGCCGGGCAGGAUCUGCGCUCCGGGCGAUGGCACCCAGUCUUAAAGGCAAACGGAAAAAGAAGAGUGUUCCCAUGGCUGAGAGUGAAUCCCAGAAGAUGCCAGGUGUGUGCCCAGUCGAAGAGCAUCAGAACACCCCGGAGAAGCCAGAACAAGUGGUAUCUCCAACUGACAAGCUGGAUGCCACCUCUGAAGCUGAGCAGAAAUCCCCUGAAGAGGAUUCAGGAGAUGAGCAGAUGCUGGGCAGCGAGAAAGAAGAGGAGCAGACUUUUCUGGUCAACCUCUACAAAUUCAUGAAAGAGCGCCACACGCCAAUUGAGAGGGUGCCUCAUCUUGGCUUCAAGCAAAUUAAUCUGUUUAAGAUCUACAAAGCUGUGGAAAAGCUAGGAGCCUAUGAAUUGGUCACUGGAAGACGUCUUUGGAAAAAUGUUUACGAUAUGCUGGGAGGCAGCCCGGGAAGUACCAGUGCUGCCACUUGCACCCGGCGACAUUAUGAGAGGCUGGUCCUCCCGUACGUCCGGCACUUGAAAGGGGAGGAUGACAAGCCGCUGCCCCCAAUCAAGCCUCGAAAGCAGUACAAGAUCACCAAGGAGCCAAAAGGGGAUCGUGCGGUGGAAAGGAAGAGAACCAAGAAAGAGAAGACAAGAGAUCCGAGUCUGCUGGAGAAAGUGAGACCGGAUGUUGCUUCAGCCCCCAAACCUCCCAAUGGUAUUGAGCCAAAUCAGUCCCAGGAGCAAACAGAGGGGCGCGUCUCCCUUCCGAGCAGCCGAGAGGUGCCUGAGAUGCCUCAGCCCACCAGCAGCUGCCUUGGGAACUGUCGGUCCCACGGUUGCUCCGAAGCCUACACCCGGCUCUUCUCCAGCUUCUACUUCAAGGGGAACAAUGGCAUCAUGUCUCCCUUGGCAAAGAAGAAGCUGCUGGCGCAGGUGAGCCAGGACGAGUGCUUGUAUGCUCAUGAGAAGCAUCUCAGCCACUGCCCCGAAUACAAGAAGAUCAGAAUCCGGGAAAUGUCGGGCUUGGACUCCGAGGUCGGUCAUCCCCACAAAGAGGCACCAAAGACCGGAGCGGAGGUGAACGGCUCCAGCAGUCCUCCCGGUCCUUCCCAGGCUGGAAAAGCCAAUGAAGGUUUGUUGAAGGCUCCUCCAAGCCUCAAGGAGAGCCCAGGGUCCAUGAAAGCGGGUGAGGAAAGCUCUGGAACUCACCCGUCCACGGGGCCGCCGGUCUUUAGUGGCUACUUCCACACGUCCAGAAGCUCCGUCAUGAAACCCGUCAGCAGCCUCCCUCUUCGAGGACCAGUGGAAUAUUAUCCCGGCUUGAAGGAUUUCCCUGAGUCUUCUCCAGCCUAUCUGAAACCUGGAAAAGAUGCUCUGGUAGCUCCCGGGUCUCAGAAAAAGCAGGAGAGCUUGGAGGACCAACCUGAAGAUCUCCGCAGGAAGUCAAGUCAACCUCUGUCUUCUUGGAAAGUGGACCAUCAGCACUCGUCUGCUUUCCAGGCCAGUGCCCUAAGCGGCAAGGCAGGGUCUCCCACGUUUCCGCCAGUCAAAGCCUCCUGGGUUCCACCUGUGGUCAACCUGGCGAAGGUCAGUCCUCAGGUCUCCAAGAAUGGAGGGCCGUCCGUGUCUCCAGGCCAGGCGAGCGUCACUAUGCAAAAGAAAAGACCCUCAGAGGAGGACUAUUUCCUGCAUGGCAAGAAGCUGAAGGCCGUGUCCCCCUUCGUCAAGGAGGUGGACCCAAACAGCGGGCUGGAGCGGGGAACAUCCCCGAGUGGGCAGCCGGGGAUAGCAAAGCCUAAGGCCACAGUGGCAGGGGCAGGAUUCCCCGUGGCUCCCGUGCCUCAAAUCCAGGACAUGUACAAAGGGACGAUGCUGAGGUUGCCCGUUAACUUUAGCAACCCAGGAGAACAUCUCAAGGAACAGGCCCCUUCGCUGAUCCAGUCUCUCUCCAUCAAUCCGUUCAUUAUCCCCGCCUUCCCAACCCCACUAUUAACUGCAUCUGUCCAAGCUUCGGACCUGGGCCAGCCUCUGGGGACCAGCCUAGUUCAUUACCCCACAUCCUACGACAGCGCACUCCGCCACCGGCUGUACCCAGUGUCAACGUGGCAUAGCCAGCCAGCCUAUGCUUCUGCGCAUGUCCCAGCCUAUCAUCGGAACACCAAGCUGUAGCCCCCCAUGGACCGCCAGAGACUUGUCACAUUUGGGAGCAGCGCGUGGGAUGUGCGAACCACACAUCCACGGCUUGUCGACAUUUUGAUUCUCCUGCUUUUUCAAGCUCUUACUGAGAACACUGCAAAACAGGACCAUAUAACUUUUUUCUAAAAAAAACCUGCUUAAACUAUGAACUGUCUUUGUAUCUGACAUGGUAUGCAAAUGACUUGGGCUUAAAAAAAAAACUUUAGAGGGAACAAAGUUCUUAUAAACAGAGAUUUAUAUCUGUGCACGGCGUGGGCCUAAUUUCCUUCUAAUUUGCCCAUUCUUCGUAGGCUGCUUCAAACGCUGCUGGCAUGGACAAGUGACUAGUCCUCAGGAGAACCAUGUGAGUUAUGGGGUGGAGGUAGAAUAGAGUAAAACCUGGUUUCAUGACCAACACAUGGCAUUUUGGAUGUGGCCUAAGCCUCUGUAAUUAGCUCUGGGUAUUGCUGAACCCAUAAAAAGAAACGGAAGCUUCAGUUUGAGCGUUAGGAUACAGGAAGAAUCUACUUUUUUUUUUUUUUAAGAAUAGUGGGCACAUAUGAAUUUUGAGAGCACAUUAUGGGCAUUCUCCAGAAACAGCUGCCAUCCAAACACGGACGGCCAUCCAAAGGUGGAUUUCCAAGCUGUCACUUUCAGGCAAAGGGCUCAACAGCUUUGCUGGACAUCCAACUUUGGGCUGGCAAGAGAUUGAGCCAAGACAAAUCUUUGCCUUGGGGGCAGAUUUUUUUUUUUUAAGUCUUGAUUGGAAUUAUGCACACAUGGUAUAUAUGUUUAUUGUAAAAAAGAAAGAGCGCUGUUUGCCAAUAUAUUCUUGUAUUCCAAUAUAAA
Candoia aspera is the source of this 3088-nucleotide messenger RNA. It is a transcript of the gene ARID5A, whose product is annotated as AT-rich interaction domain 5A. NCBI's taxonomy places the organism in Eukaryota, Metazoa, Chordata, Lepidosauria, Squamata, Candoiidae. The transcript is spliced from 7 exons. Gene Ontology annotation, molecular function: transcription cis-regulatory region binding. The record is from RefSeq and is a predicted model, not a curated record. Gene Ontology annotation, cellular component: nucleus. Bases 101 to 2233 code for a protein of 710 amino acids. Gene Ontology annotation, biological process: regulation of transcription by RNA polymerase II.